CAAUUUCCAUUUCAUAUCACACAUUUUCUCCAAACGAAUUUACACCAACCAAAACAUACUCAGAGAGCGGUGGGCAACUUGGGCAGAAGGUGAUGAUGGCCCUCAGAGCUUCAUCCGCCGCGCGUCCGCCGUCUGUUUCACAGUCGCCGCCGCUGCUCUCGCCAUCGCCCAAGACCGUUCUUCUACCCUCUAAGGCACCACCAGUCAACUCUUUGUCACUGCCUGCCGCUUCUAUUUUGCCUCUCUUUGCUCUCUUUGCCGCCCCCAUUGAAGCCAGAGCUCAAAUCUUCCCCAAGGAACAGAUUGUUUCUUCAAUCACUCAGGUGGAGUCUACAAUAGAUCAAAUACAAGAAUUGGGAUCGAGUUUUUUCAGUAGUGCAGGGCAAGUGAUUGGAGCUGUGACGAAUGCUGUGAAACCAGGUGUAGACGUGGCAAUGCCGAUAUUAAAACAAGCUGGAGAGCAGGCUUUGAAGAUUGCUUCUCCUGUCGUAUCUGAAGCUUCUAAGAAAGCUCAAGAAGCCAUUCAGAGUUCUGGAUUUGACACUCAGCCUGUCAUUAGUGCCGCUAAGACAGUGGCUGAUGCAGCUCAGCAAACAACAAAAGUGAUUGACGAGGCAAAACCGCUAGCCACUUCUACAGUUGAAACAAUAUCAUCUGCUGAACCUGUUGUUAUUUUGGCAACUGGUGGUGCUUUAGUCGUUGCUUAUCUCUUACUUCCUCCCAUUCUCUCUGCUAUCUCCUUCAACCUUCGUGGUUUCCAGGGUCAACUAACUCCUGCUCAAAGCUUGGAUCUCAUGUCCACAAAGAAUUACAUUAUGAUUGAUAUAAGGUCAGAGAAGGACAAAGACAAGGCCGGCAUCCCUCGCCUUCCUUCCAGUGCUAAAAGCAAAUUGAUAUCAAUCCCUUUAGAAGAAUUACCGAGCAAGCUCAAAAGCCUUGUCAGAAAUGUUAAGAAAGUAGAAGCUGAAUUGGUGGCACUGAAGAUCUCUUAUCUCAAGAAGAUCAAUACAGGUUCAAACAUCGUAAUUUUGGACUCGUACUCAGAUUCAGCUAAAACAGUUGCCAAAACUUUGACGAAACUUGGUUUCAAGAAUUGCUGGAUUGUGGCUGACGGAUUCUCGGGAGGCAAAGGCUGGCUGCAGAGCCGUCUGGGAACAGAUUCUUAUAAUCUAUCAUUUGCUGAAGUUAUAUCGCCGUCACGAGUUAUUUCUGCAGCUGGUAGACGAUUCGGCACGUCUAGCUCCACUAAGUUGCUCUCUGGUGGCUCUGAUUAAACUUCCUUCACACUUGUAAUCUUAGAUUUUUUUUUUAUGUUAUCUUCUUAGUUUACCUAUAGUCCUUUCCAAUUUUAUGUUGUAAUUACAUUGAUUGAUUUUGAACGCGUCUUGUUGAUGAUGUCUAUAUAUAUAUUUUAUGAGUAACAUUGCUUUUCUUUUUU
Molecule: messenger RNA, 1438 nt
Organism: Erythranthe guttata (spotted monkey flower)
Lineage: Eukaryota; Viridiplantae; Streptophyta; Magnoliopsida; Lamiales; Phrymaceae
Gene: CAS
Product: calcium sensing receptor
Biological process (GO): de-etiolation; cellular response to calcium ion; regulation of stomatal closure
Source: RefSeq, a predicted model, not a curated record